CAUCAACCUCAGUCACGUCGUCCCAAGAUGUCGCGGAUCAGCUCGCAAAAUGGCCAAGCUGCUCGCAAGCGCUGCUGAUCUCAGCACGGUGAGCUGCUUCGCGAUCACAGCCACCACCACGUCAGUCCAGCCCGGCAAGUUCCCCACGGAGCAUCGAAGAAUUGCAAGGGGCCAUUCGAGGCAGGCUAAGCCACAGGAUGGCAAAUUCACAAGACGACAUUGCGGGACCGGUGGUGCCGGCUCGGGCUCGGACGAGCGAGAUCUCCAAAGCGUCCCCGUACACAAAUGACCAGGAAACGGCAAAGGUGACGCAAGAGACACGCUCCCAAGAAGCAUCUGAUGCGAGCAGGGACGCUUCAAGCAAGCAACAGCUCAAGAGGACCUUGAGCGCCAGGCAUCUGGUGUUGAUCUCGCUUGGUGGAGUUAUCGGCCCAGGCCUCCUCGUGGGAUCAGGGACCGCUCUGUCAGAGGCUGGGCCAGUUGGCGCCAUCCUGGCUUACCUGGUGGUGGGGAGUGUGACAUGGGCGACGAUGAUGUCUGUCGGCGAGCUGGCCACAGCUUUUCCAGCUUCUCAAUCUCAUCUUGUCGACUUUGCCAGUCGAUUUUUGGAUCCGGCUGCCGGCUUCGUUCUCGGCUUUCUGUACUGGACUCUUUGGUGCUUGGUCUUGGCAAACGAACUUGUGGCAGUCGGAAUUCUGUUCGCCUUCUGGGAGGGAGCGAGGGUAGUGCCUCAAGGCGCAUGGAUAGCCAUCUUCCUGGUAUUUUUCCUUUGCAUAUCGCUCCUUGGAGUGGCGACGUGGGGCGAGCUCGAGUUCUGGCUCGCCAGUAUCAAAAUUCUCUUUCUGAUAGUCUUCUUCAUCAUCUCGAUCGUCAUCAACACCGGAGGUACUGGUCAGGGCUAUAUCGGCUUCCGCUACUUUCGCAACCCAGGGUCAUUCACUGACUUCCCUGGGUUCGUAAGCGUCUUGACUCUCGUCGCUACCCAGUUCGCUGGCACGGAGAUCACGGCCACCUGUGCUGCUGAAGCGCGCAGGCCCGAGCGUGCUGUACCUCGAGCAGUGACGAGCGUAAUGUGGCGCAUUCUCGUGUUCUACGUUGGCACUGCGUUCUUCAUCGGACUCAAUGUGCCCAGCAACGACGACCGGCUAGCGAACGCUUCGAGCAAGGCUGCAGCAUCACCGCUCACUAUUGCGAUGCAGAGAGGUGCGAUCGAGGCAGCAGCUUCGGCCAUCAAUGCCAUCAUCAUUGUUUCCAUCGUCAGCGCGGGCAACUCGUCGCUGUACGUUGCGUCCCGCACCCUGGCUGCUAUGGCCAGGGAGAGGCUACUACCAGCAUUCCUGGGCUGGACAACGAAGAAGACGCAGGUCCCAGUACCGGCUCUGCUUGUCAGUGCCGCACUCUCCCUGAUCAGUUUGCUCAGCGUAAGCUCAGGGUCCAGCACGACCUUCACAAGGAUCUAUUCGAUUUCGGGCAUCUCUAUCUUGCUCGUCUGGGCUUUAAUCGCUGCUUCGCACAUUCGUAUGCGCAGUGCGAUGAAAGUUCAGGGGCGCAGCGUCUCGGAAUUGCGCUUCAAAGCACCCCUUUGGCCGGUCGGAGCGUGGUACGCGCUCAUCAUGAAUUGCUUUCUCGCUUUGAUUCAAGGCUAUGGCGCUUUUGCUCCGACUUUCGACAUCAUCAAUUUUGUCGUAUUUUACAUCAUGCUACCUGUCAGCAUCGUCCUUUACAUUGGCUUCAAGAUCGUCUUCCAGACAAGGAUCCCCAGAACCUCGGAAAUUGACCUGGACACCGGCUCGCAACUGACGCACGAGUUGGAUGGCCACUCGGAG
Molecule: messenger RNA, 1826 nt
Organism: Ceraceosorus guamensis
Lineage: Eukaryota; Fungi; Basidiomycota; Exobasidiomycetes; Ceraceosorales; Ceraceosoraceae
Exons: 5
Biological process (GO): amino acid transmembrane transport
Cellular component (GO): membrane
Molecular function (GO): amino acid transmembrane transporter activity
Source: RefSeq, a predicted model, not a curated record